This is a messenger RNA of Sclerotinia sclerotiorum 1980 UF-70, 1101 nucleotides long. RefSeq lists its product as hypothetical. Gene Ontology annotation, biological process: NADPH regeneration. Gene Ontology annotation, molecular function: oxidoreductase activity; nucleotide binding. The transcript is spliced from 3 exons. Bases 1 to 1101 code for a protein of 366 amino acids. The record is from RefSeq and is a predicted model, not a curated record. Gene Ontology annotation, cellular component: cytoplasm. NCBI's taxonomy places the organism in Eukaryota, Fungi, Ascomycota, Leotiomycetes, Helotiales, Sclerotiniaceae.
AUGCCUGAAAUACUACGAGUUGGUAUCAUAGGGCUUGGGGAGAUUGCACAGGUCUCACAUAUCUCGGUUCUGAACAGCCUCUCCGACUACUAUACUAUCACAUACCUCUGCGAUCCCUCGCCAACUGCUCUUGAGCAUUGCUCCUCAAAGGUGACCGGGAACAAACCCCAAACGACCACCGACGCAGCGCAACUCUGUUCGUCGCCCGAUGUCGAUGUAGUUUUGAUAAGUAGCGCACACGGCUUUCAUCCUUCCCAGGCUAUAUUAGCAUUACACAACGACAAAUACACAUUAGUCGAAAAGCCAUUGGCAUUAUGUUAUCGAGAUAUAGAGCAACUCGAAGAAGCGGAAAAGGGAUCGGCAGGCAAGAUCUUUGUUGGAUAUCAAAGACGAUAUGCUCAGGCAUUCGUUGAUGCCGUGUCCGAAGUAGGCGGGCUCGGAAAGAUCCAAUAUGCGCGCGUUAGAGACAUUAUUGGACCCAACAGCGUCUUUGUAGGUCAAUCGGCAACAUACCCUAGGAAAUUCACAGACUUUAAGCAAGAGGAUUCACAAGCUAUGUCAGCGCUCCUAGAUGAACAGAUUACGCACGCAUUAGGAACAGAGUAUGGGAUAGAUGUAACACCAUCAGCUAAGGAGUUCCUAGCGUUUUUUGGAAUUCUCGCUACCCAUGACCUAAGUGCAAUGCGAGAAAUACUCGGGGGUAUGCCUCAGAAAGUCUUGGGGUCGUCUCUCGGCUUACCAUUUUGGACGGUUCUAUUCCAGUACGACGGCUUUGCUGUGACUUAUGAGUCGGGUGUCAAUAACGUCCCAAUUUUCGAUGCUCAUCUAGAAGUGUAUUCGGAAGAUAAGAUCGUUCGAGUCAAUUAUGACACUCCGUAUGUCAAAGGGCUCCCCGUCACAAUGACGAUCAGAGAAAGAAUUGGUGAAUCAGGAUACCAGGAAAGAACUGUGAGGAAAACAUAUGAGGAUCCAUAUACUUUGGAGUUCUUGGAAUUUCAUGAUUGUGCAGUGAAGGGGAAGACUCCCAAGACAAGUGUCGGGGACGCGAAGAAAGAUUUGGAUCUGUUCAAAAUGAUUAUGCAAUCUUCCAAAAUCUCAUGA